UUCACACAGGACAGUGGACAAGACAACAAUGUUAAGUAUCUCAAGGCCAAGCUGGGGUACAGAAAGAUAAAAACCCAGGUUCCCAAGCCCUGACAAACAGUACCUAGUGCAGCAUCACUGACUGGUGACUUGUAUCUCCUCCUUCAACCAGAGCCACUGAACCAACCUCAGCUCAGCACUCUUAACUUGAAAGCAGUUGAUCUGUAGAUUGACCAUCCAUCACAUGCACAAUGUCCUGUGCCUUUAUUGUCAUGACAAUGCUUCUCGGCCUUUCGGUAGUGAGUGCGUUUGUCUUGCAGCCAUCGAGGGAAGAACCUGCAGCCUCUGCAAACGCUCCUGAUUCGCAUCACAGGUGUCAGGGUGAGUCAUUGCAGUCCAUCAGGAAGGGUCUCCUCCGGGCUCUCAACCUGCAGAUUGAGCCACGGCUGCCCAAUGGUGGAUUGGACAUGGUCACAGAGCAAUGGCGGGCCAACUUCAGCAACAUCGCUCACAGACCCAGGGAUGCUGCUGUUCCAGCCAUCUCUGGCAGCCCUGAUGGUGGAAACAGUACGAGCCUGAAGUGUUGUUCCAUGGCCUCUGAGGUCUUCAUGAAAGAUCUGGGAUGGGACAGCUGGGUGAUUCUCCCUGUCAGCGUGACCACUGUUCAGUGUGCACUCUGCAGUCCCGAAGGGAACAUUGUGCAGUGUCCAUCAUCCCAGUCUAAUGUCCAGGACUCAGACUCACAGGUCCAGGUGCCAUGUUGCCAGCCGGCCUCCCAAGAAAAGGUGCUUUUUGUCUAUGUUGAUGCAUCCGGCACUAUCGUCCUCUCCUCUGUGCAGAUGACCAGCAGCUGUGGCUGUGGACAUGGCGACCUCCAACAGCCUGGCCAACAGUAAAGUUUGAUUUAUUUACCUGAGUAUGUGGCACCUAGCUUACACGCUGCAGUACAAACUACAUAAUAUCCAGGCCUGUUGUUUUUCACCAACUCCUGUGCCGAUUUAGUCGAAUAUUUCUCUUUAUUCUUGGUGUUAUCUCAGAUCCUAACAGAGUGAGUUUAACACUGAGCAUGGGAACCAAAGCAAAGGGACUCUAAGUACUCAGUGCAGCAUUCCUGUCUCUCUGUUCAGGCUUGAAAGAACGAUGCAAGAGUCAGCUGAGGAAUCAUCAUAAAACUGAUUAGUUAUUGUAGUGUUCAAACAUUUCAUAUCAUUAAACUUAAUGUCAUGUUUCUAACCUCAAAUUGUAAUCUGCAUUGGUUUGCUGUUGUAUUUUUAAAAAUUACAAUUACCAAAAUUUAAACUUAGAUAGAGCAAUAAAAAAAAUAUUUCAGUGAAGGUCAAGUAUUUGUCUCGCAACAAGAGAUGGAUGAGAAGUGAAGCUGACACUAGGGUGAUUAAUGCAGCCAGUUUAUCUUUAAAUAAAUCUCAUGGGUACAGCGUGCUAUUUAAAGCUACCAAAUGUUACAGUGUUCCCUUCAAAAAUGUGAGAGUAUCACGAGCUAGAUCUUCUGACAUGCAAGUCAUCAAAUCACUGCCUCCUCUUAUGGGUAAAAAAUCUUUUUCAUCCCCUUCAAACACACACAGGUCAGAUAAUUGAUUUAAAUUCCAUAUUCUACUGAGAAUUAAAUCUGCCCUGCGCUCUCUUAUGCACGUCCACUGGCCACGCUCUGAUUAUGUUUGUUAACCAGCAGAAAACCCCCAAAAUUAUACUUUAAUAUGAGACACCAAAAAUGUUUCUAUGUUAUACAUUGAGUAUUCUUUGCCACACAAAACAUGUGAAUUAAUCAUGAUUUCAAGACAAUUCAAGACAAAUCAUUUUCACUCCUCUUCAUACACUUUUGUUUAUGACAUUUUACUGCUUCACUGUGAUUUUUGUGUUUGACCAGUAAGAUAUGUGAAUAAAACACAACAUUU
Notolabrus celidotus (New Zealand spotty) is the source of this 1892-nucleotide messenger RNA. It is a transcript of the gene gsdf, whose product is annotated as gonadal somatic cell derived factor. Gene Ontology annotation, cellular component: extracellular region. Bases 231 to 875 code for a protein of 214 amino acids. The transcript is spliced from 5 exons. The record is from RefSeq and is a predicted model, not a curated record. Gene Ontology annotation, molecular function: growth factor activity; cytokine activity. Lineage: Eukaryota; Metazoa; Chordata; Actinopteri; Labriformes; Labridae. Gene Ontology annotation, biological process: SMAD protein signal transduction; BMP signaling pathway.